AUUCCUAUGUAUAUAUAUAAAGAGACUACAGUACGUCAGCAACCAAAACCCUAAAUUUUGCUGUUUCCUCUCUCUCUAAUCUUCAAAAAUGGCUUCCUUCGUCCUUGAAAUUCUUCGUUUAGUUCCUUCAACAUCUUCUCUGCUAUCUCUGUACGCCUCAUUAUCUACCUCCUUAAUGCUACUGCGAAACGCCUACCAUGAAUUCAUUCCACAAAAGCUUGAAUCUUUUGUUAGCACAAAAAUCAAGAAUUACUUCUCUCGCAACAAAAAUCAGCCUUCUUAUGACACUUUUAUCAUCGAUAAUUCUUGGGAAGGUCUCUCUCGUAAUAAGCUUCUUGACAUAGCAAGAUUUUACCUUUCCAGCCGAAUUGGCCCGAAAAACAAAAUAAUAAGAAUUGGGAAGUUUAGAGGGGAAAAAAGCUUCACGGCUGGGUUAGUCAAAGGAGAGAGGAUCGUUGAUGUUUUUGAAGGUGUAGAGGUUUCAUGGUUCUUUGGUGAUCGUGAGAUGGAAAAUGGUGGUGGUGAGUUUUUUGAAAUAUCGUUUGAGGACAAGUAUAGACAGAAGGUUUAUUAUGAAUAUUUGAAUCAUGUUAUAAAUACGCAUAAAGCAAUGACAGAAGAAGAAAAGAUUUUGAAACUAUAUUCAAGGACUGGUAGACAUUGGGAAAGUAUUGAUUUUGAACAUGCAGCUACAUUUGAUUCAUUAGCUAUGGAUUAUGAGUUGAAGAAAGCUAUUAUGGAUGAUUUAGACAGGUUUUUGGGUAGGAGAGACUAUUACAGGAGAAUUGGUAAAGCUUGGAAACGUGGUUACUUAUUAUAUGGUCCUCCUGGAACUGGGAAAUCAAGUUUAAUUGCUGCAAUGGCUAACUACUUGCAUUAUGAUAUUUAUGAUUUGGAGCUUGCAAGUAUCCGCUCUGAUUCGGAUUUGAGACAAGCAAUGCUAAAUGUAGAUAGAAAAUCUAUAAUUGUGAUCGAAGAUCUAGAUUGUAAUUCAAAGGUUCAUGAUCGAUCAAAUUCCGAUGACUCUAACUCUGAUGACUCCAACGCUUAUGCCUCGAAUUUCACACUCUCAUCACUGCUCAAUUGUGUUGAUGGGUUGUGGUCGAGUUGUGCGGAGGAGAGAAUAGUAGUUUUCACAACUAAUCACAGACAAGUUUUGGAUCCUGCAUUGCUUCGUCCAGGAAGAAUGGAUAUGCACAUUCACAUGUCUUAUUGUACCAGUCAAGGAUUCAGAAUCUUGGCGUCCAAUUAUCUUGACAUAAAGGACCACCAUCUAUUUGAAGAAAUUGAUGGCUUGAUUCAGAAUAUGGAUGUUACUCCUGCCUCCAUAGCUGAGGAAUUAAUGAAAAGUGACGAUGCUGAUACUGCUCUUGAAGGAGUGCUCAAUUUCCUUAAGCUAAAGAAGAAAGAUAAAGAUAAAAUUGAAGAAGAAAAGGAAGCUGAUCUCUGUUAAUUAACAAUCUCGUUGUAUCUAUCUUUCCUUGAUAUGCUCGUGUUAGGUUUUAUCUCCUUUUUUUUUUUUUUUUGAUUUAACUGAUUUAAAUAAAUUUAAAGUACACAUA
This is a messenger RNA of Jatropha curcas, 1562 nucleotides long. Its product is annotated as AAA-ATPase At2g18193. Lineage: Eukaryota; Viridiplantae; Streptophyta; Magnoliopsida; Malpighiales; Euphorbiaceae. The record is from RefSeq and is a predicted model, not a curated record. Gene Ontology annotation, molecular function: ATP binding; ATP hydrolysis activity.